CGGCGGCGGCAGGCGGGCGGGCGGAGCGCCGAGAUGAGCCUGGCGGAGGGCCGCGCCCCGCGGCGCACGGCCGGCAAUCGCCUCUCGGGGCUGCUGCAGGCCGAGGAGGAGGACGAGUUCUACCAGACCACCUACGGCGGCUUCAACGAGGAGUCCGGCGAUGACGAGUACCGCGGCGAUCACUCCGACAGCGAUGACGAGGUUGACUCUGACUUCGACAUCGACGAGGGCGACGAGCCGGGCUCGGAGCAGGACGAGGCCGAGCCCCGCCGGCAGCGCCGCGUGCUCACCAAGGCCUACCGGGAGCCGCUCAAGAGCCUGCGGGCCAAGAAGGCCGAGGGGCCGCGGGGAGGAGCCCAGCGGGGCCGGGAGGUGAAAUCCACACCCCUGGAGCUGCAGGAGGACGGGGGAGACAGCAGGAAGCACAUGCGUCAGUCCACCACGGAGCACACCCGGCAGACGUUCCUGCGGCUCCAGGAGCGCCAGGUGCAGUCCAAGAGGAAGAAGGGAGGGACGAGCUACGAGCGGCCCCUGACACAGGAGGAGCUGCUGGAGGAGGCCAAGAUCACCGAGGAGAUCAACCUGCGCUCCCUGGAGAACUACGAGCGGCUGGAGGCGGACAAGAAGAAGCAGGUGCAGAAGAAGAGGAAGAUCGUGGGCCCCGUGAUCCGCUACUGGUCGCUGACCAUGCCCCUGCUGCCCGAGCCCGGCCGCGAUGACCCCGUGGACGUCGAGGGGCUGGACCCCGAGGCGCAGCCGCCGUCGCCGGCCAAGUGCUCGCGCACGUUCAUCUCCUUCAGCGACGACGCCACCUUCGAGCGCUGCUUCCCGCGGGCGCGGCCGCCGCGGCUGCCGGUGCGGGAGCUGUGCCCGGUGACGCACAAGCCGGCGCUCUACCGCGACCCCAUCACCGACAUCCCCUACGCCAACGCCCGCGCCUUCCGCAUCAUCCGCGAGGCCUACCGCAAGUACGUGACGGCGCACGGGCUGCCCAGCGCCGCCGCCGCCGCCGUGGGCACGGCCGGAGGGGCCGGGGACGGCGCCGGGGCCCGGCCCGGGCGGCAGAAAAUCGUCAUCAAACAGAGCGUGCCCAGCGUCUGACACCAUGGAUAUGGGGUUUGGGGUGUUGGGGUGUUCUUCCUAUAACGGCAGAAAAUCGUCAUCAAACAGAGCGUGCCCAGUGUCUGACACCAUGGAUAUGGGGUUUGGGGUGUGGGAAUGUUCCUAUAACAGCAGAAAAUCGUCAUCAAACAGAGCGUGCCCAGCGUCUGACACCAUGGAUAUGGGGUUUGGGGUUUGGGGUUUGGGAAUGUUCCUAUAACAGCAGAAAAUCGUCAUCAAACAGAGCGUGCCCAGCGUCUGACACCGUGGAUAUGGGGUUUGGGGUUUGGGGCUGUUCCUAUAAUGGCAGAAAAUCGUCAUCAAACAGAGCGUGCCCAGCGUCUGAGAGAUGGGAUUUGGGGUGUGGGAAUGUUCCUAAAACAGCAGAAAAUCGUCAUCAAACAGAGCGUGCCCAGUGUCUGACACCGUGGAUAUGGGGUUUGGGGUUUGGGGUGUUGGGGUGUUCUUCCUAUAACGGCAGAAAAUCGUCAUCAAACAGAGCGUGCCCAGCGUCUGACAGCACGGAUAUGGGGUUUGGGGUGUGGGAAUGUUCCUAAAACGGCAGAAAAUCGUCACCAAACAGAGCGUCCCCAGCACCUGAGAUUUGGGAUUUUGGGGUAUUGGGGUGUCAGGUUAUUGGGACUGACAGCGGUGAUGGUUUUGUUGAGGGGCUCCUUUCCCAAGUGUUGGCAGUGCCUGAAAUCCCAGGAUUUGGGGUUUGGGGAUGUGGGGUCACCCCUCUGAGGGAUUUUUUUGGGGGUCAUUGUUCACCAGGGGUGUUGGAUGAGGGAAUAAAGUUGAUUUGGGGGUUGGUCUGCGUGGGGUGGUGGGAGCCCCUUUGCCAGGAGUUCCUACAAUAAAUAAAGAGGUUUGCAGAACCCUUUUCCAGAAAUCCUACAAAAAAUAAGGGGUGGGAGAUGUUUUACCAGGAAAUCCUACAGCAAACAAGGUUCACAAACCCGUUAUUUUCCAGAAAACCCUACAAUAAACAAAAGGUUUAUGGGA
This is a messenger RNA of Zonotrichia leucophrys gambelii, 2106 nucleotides long. It is a transcript of the gene VPS72, whose product is annotated as vacuolar protein sorting 72 homolog. Gene Ontology annotation, cellular component: nucleus. NCBI's taxonomy places the organism in Eukaryota, Metazoa, Chordata, Aves, Passeriformes, Passerellidae. The record is from RefSeq and is a predicted model, not a curated record. Gene Ontology annotation, molecular function: ATP-dependent H2AZ histone chaperone activity. Bases 34 to 1101 code for a protein of 355 amino acids. Gene Ontology annotation, biological process: regulation of DNA-templated transcription; chromatin remodeling. The transcript is spliced from 6 exons.